CGGACGCUUUCUCUCUCUAAAAUUCAUGUUUCUGUUCUUCUUCUUUCCGCAACUCUUCGGUAACGGACACUUCGAACUAACUCGGAGUGGUUGGCUUCGGUUUUACCCUCCGGUGACUGGUGGAGAAAUAAUGAGGGUGUUGACUUUUGUGUUACUGAGCUCGAUUUUGGCUGCUACUCCUAAGUCAUUUGAGGAGUUUAUAUGGGCCGCUAGAUCUCUGCUCAACAGAACACUUUGACAGUUAAGCUGGAUGGAUUACUGAAUGGAAUGAUAACAACAAGUCUUUAUUACCCAAAGGGCCAUGCAUGCACGAAUCGUUCUGAACCACCCUAAUUCUCCUAGUAGAAUUUUAAAACGUCAUUGGCAUUUGGUUGUGCUCCUUGCUUUGGAAAUUUUAUGGAGAGGGCAAUUGUAGUAAUUGUCACUAUCCCAAACCUAACAACAGACGGUCUGAUACAAGCUUGAUUGAUAUGUGAUAAAACCUUCAGUUUCUAUAAAUUUAUCAUAUAAUAAUGCCUUCAUGGUGGAGAAAGUCUUCCUCCAAAAAAGUAAAGAAGAAAGCAAACAAGGAAAGCUUCAUUGAUACGAUACACAGGAAAUUAAAGAUUGCAUCUGAAGUAAAGUGCACCGGUAGGGGUAGGUCGGGCAUUUCUCGAAGACAUUGUAGUGAUGGUGUUUCAGAGAAGGGAUCUCAAUCUCGUGCAGUAUCACGCUCACCAUCACCCUCCACACAAGUAGCGUGUUGUCAGACAUUUGUAGAGAGGCCUCAUGGCCAACCAAUUACACUUCCUGGGGCAAAGGUUACCAAUCAACUUUGUGUUAAUUCAGAAGACGAUGCAUCUACAAAAGAACUACCAGAUAAAGGCUCCAAGCCUUUAUUGUUCCCCCCCCUUCCCACACCUGAAUGUGUAGGGAAUUGUCUGGAUCCCACUGAUGCUGAGGGAGUUUUAGUGACCACUUCUGUUUCUAGUGACAUUUCAAUAGAGAGUGAUGAUCCAUCUGACUCGCGCCUCCUAAGCCCCCAGGCAUCUGACUAUGAAAACGAGAAAAAACUGCCAUGA
Ilex paraguariensis (yerba mate) is the source of this 1061-nucleotide messenger RNA. The record is from the annotation of a GenBank genome assembly. Lineage: Eukaryota; Viridiplantae; Streptophyta; Magnoliopsida; Aquifoliales; Aquifoliaceae.